ACCUGUUGUGUCUCCUUAAAGCGACCCAAAGCUGUGGGCUGCAUCAAACGCGUCGUCUCGUCCUCUGACAUCGGCCGCAGCUGCAUCCUCACCGCGACGCAGAGAGACACAAAGGCUUGUUGUGUAACUAAUUGAGGGCUUAAUGUCGCGGUGGGCAAAUACGCAUUAAGGGUUGCGGGUUGUGUGGUUAUGUUCAUUAAGACAUUCCUGCACGGAUUGGGGCGACAGAGAGUGUGAGGGCUUUACAUAAUAAAGUGCAUGCUUUUCACGUGAAAUGCCCCUUUAAAAGCGGUCUCCCUUCAGCCACAUUGAGGAGAAAUCGUAAACGAGCGGGGUUUGGGAGGAGUGAAAAGUCUGUAACAGCUGCACUUUGUUGUACCAAUUCGACUUCAGGAUGGUUGCAUCUUACCCUUUGCCGGAUGGCUUCACCGACUUCGACGUGUUCUCACUGGGAUCUUGUCUGCUGGUGGAGGGUCUGCUGGGAUUCUUUUUAAAUGCGGUGACGAUCGCUGCUUUCCUCAAAGUGAGGGAGCUGAGGACUCCCAGCAAUUUCCUAGUGUUCAGCUUAGCGAUGGCUGAUAUCGGCAUCUCUAUGAACGCCACCGUCGCCGCUUUCUCCAGCUUCCUGAGGUAUUGGCCUUACGGCUCUGACGGAUGCCAGACACAUGGUUUCCAGGGCUUUGUGACAGCUCUCGCCAGCAUCCACUUCAUCGCCGCCAUCGCCUGGGACAGAUACCACCAGUACUGCACCAGGACAAAGCUUCAGUGGAGCAGCGCCAUCACUCUGGCUGUAUUUGUCUGGCUCUUCACUGCUUUCUGGUCUGCCAUGCCCCUCAUCGGCUGGGGAGAGUACGACUACGAGCCCCUCAGGACCUGCUGCACUCUGGACUACACUAAGGGAGACAGAAACUAUGUGUCCUACUUGAUCCCCAUGAGCAUCUUCAACAUGGCCAUCCAGGUGUUUGUUGUCAUGUCCUCUUACCAGUCCAUUGCACAGAAAUUCAAGAAGACUGGCAACCCCAGGUUCAACCCCAACACUCCUCUUAAGACCAUGCUGUUCUGCUGGGGCCCCUACGGCCUCCUGGCUUUCUACGCCGCUGUGGAGAACGCCACCCUUGUCUCCCCCAAGCUAAGGAUGCUGGCUCCCAUAUUGGCUAAGACCUCUCCCACCUUCAAUGUCUUCCUGUACGCUUUGGGAAAUGAGAACUAUAGAGGAGGCAUCUGGCAGUUCCUCACUGGGGAAAAGAUUGAAGUGCCUCAAAUUGAGAACAAGUCCAAAUAAACUAAGCAUGUAAUAAUAACAAACACACGUACUGUCAUGGUGGUUUCUCACAGGCUCCUAAAUGUUUCUCUAUGUGAUUGUAUGUGAUCAUGUUGUGUCUUGAACAGUGGUAGCCUUUGUCCCUAGUAAAUAUCCGUCCUAAAUAUGUUGCCCUUUGUUUCUGCAGUUGUGUUUCGUAAAUGAUUUUGUCGACCACAAAUAAGAAUUGGCACAUUCAUAAAACAAACAAAAAAAACAUUGUAAAAUGACUUUCAAGCUGCUGCAAAGUGAACAAAAUUGAACACUUCCAACACAAAAUCUCUUUGGAGGGACUUUAAGUGCAGCAGUAUUUCAUUGUAUCACGUAAAUGCAACAAACAGACACUGGACUUGGCUACUUCUGUAACAAACACAGGGUUUUUUUUCUCAAAUUGAAUGUCAUUUCUCUGAUAGAGUAGGGGAUGCUUUUCAUUUUGAGUUAAUUUAAAGAAAUGCUUUCUGUAAACAGACGUCAUUAGUAAUUCCCAAAUAUUCUAUUGGUUUCCAGGUUGAUUUAAAUACAUUACAUUACAGUCAUUUAGCAGACGCUUUUAUCCAAAGCGACUUACAGGAAGUCCUACAAAAAAUGUUAUUUAAGGAGCUUCAAACCAAAUAGACAGAUAUUAGCUGACAGAGGAUCCAUGUCACAGUUUUUUAAUGCUUGACCUCUGACAGUCAGCAUGGUGUCCUUCCUUGUUUAUUGCACCUGUCAAUGUAGCGUGUGCAUGCCACUCUCGUCAUGCUCUGUAUGAUUGUGCGUGACCUCAGUAUUCAGAGCAGAACUGCACUAAUCCUCUAAACAAGACCACCAUUCUUCAACACACAGCCCCCACAACAAGUUAGAGAUUAGUCUAUGGCUGUAGCUUAACUGGACAUGCUUCUAGUCUGCAGAUUUACAUAUGAAAAUAAGUCAUGAUGAAUCACUGUAUUUUACUUAACAAUGAAUUAGAAAUGCAAAUUCCUGGUGUAGAUCAUGCAAAAUAUAAUUGAAAUCCCUUCUAUGACUGAGACUUAGACUCGAUUUAAUUUAUUGAAUUAACUAGUGCAAAUCAUAAUAAUUAAGAAUAAUACAAAAUAUUUUUCUUUUAUUAUUUAUUUUUCUUCACAAAACGACAUUACUUUGAAAUUUCAUUGAAAUAUAUAGUCUACCCAAUAACAUACUGGUUAUCAUAUAAUCAACAUUCUUACAGUAGGUUUCAAAAACCAAGCAGGCUAC
Messenger RNA from Anoplopoma fimbria (sablefish), 2515 nucleotides. RefSeq names its product retinal G protein coupled receptor a (gene rgra). Bases 395 to 1282 code for a protein of 295 amino acids. The transcript has 7 exons. Gene Ontology annotation, molecular function: G protein-coupled receptor activity. Gene Ontology annotation, cellular component: membrane. NCBI's taxonomy places the organism in Eukaryota, Metazoa, Chordata, Actinopteri, Perciformes, Anoplopomatidae. Gene Ontology annotation, biological process: phototransduction; visual perception; G protein-coupled receptor signaling pathway. The record is from RefSeq and is a predicted model, not a curated record.